Molecule: messenger RNA, 2348 nt
Organism: Seminavis robusta
Lineage: Eukaryota; Bacillariophyta; Bacillariophyceae; Naviculales; Naviculaceae
Source: the annotation of a GenBank genome assembly
AUCUUGACAUGUCGUGUGGUACGGUACCGCUGCUGCUAGCUAGCUAGCUAGCUGGCUAGCUAGUAGUACAUGUAAAUCUACUGAGAGAAGCUUGUCCUUGUCCAACAGCACAGACAUCAUCGAAGACCAUCAUCACUCAGCUUUGGUCAAAGCACCUCACCAGUCGAUCACACAAGGUUCUUAUUGAAACCUAUUGAUUAUUGGGGUAGCUUGCCUUCUUGAUACGAGUCGAUUCCGAGCACCAGGGUAUCUGGAUCUACCAGUCUACGACUAAACUCCAUCCAUCAACCCGUCAUUUUCCAUACUAUUUCCAAAUAAAUCAUCAUGCCAGUCCCUAUCAAACGCAACAACAGUCAAAGCCGUCCCAAAAUCAGUCAUCGACGAGGGACGGCUGGAAUCAAGCGUGACAAUUCCAAAAUGCUCGUGUUUUUCUUUGCCGGCAUGACCAUCUUGGGUGCAUUGAUUGUGGGUAUCUUUAUUGGCAUUUUAUUCUUUGGCAAUACAGGAGCGGCAGCCGCCCCAGCGCCCGGUAGAAGUGUGGACUCUCCUGCGGGAUUGUUGCGAGGUGUUCACUUGCGAGAACAAUGGAAGGAAAAGACGGAUCAAUUCAAAAAUUAUUUGCAUCGAAAAAAAGACAACGGUGACAGUAUCGGCAAUGGAGGUGGCAAGGUCGAACCGAAGGAGCAAGGAGUGUACCCGUACAUGGGACACCCACCUCCACACAAUUUCAUUAUUGCCUCUUCCUGGACACCUCCGGGGGGACGACGAUAUGCCGAGUAUACAGAUGGAUCCAGUCCCUAUCUGAUUACCGAAGAACUCAAACAAAAAUCGGAUGAUCUGGCACGGGAACGAAGAGAUUUCGUCAAGACGGCCAUGGAAUUUGCAUGGGAUGGAUACUCCAAAUAUGCCUUUGGAAUGGAUGAAAUAUUGCCAGCAUCGAGGCGUGGAACCAACAACUGGGGAGGAUUUGGUGUCACGCUCGUGGAUUCCUUGGAUACACUCUGGUUGAUGGGGAUGAAGAGAGAAUUCUAUCAGGCCAGAGAUUGGGUACGAGAUAACCUCAAACAUGACAAAUCACGCAUGGUAUCGGUCUUUGAAACCACCAUUCGGUCCUUGGGUGGGCUGCUCAGUGCCUAUGAUUGGUCUGGGGAUCAGGCAUUUUUGGCAUCGGCAAUGGAUCUCGCCAAACGACUCAUCAAGGCAUUUGAUAAUAGUCCCACAGGAAUCCCCUUUGGACAAGUCAACUUGGCCACAGGAGCUUCUGCCAAUAUCCCAUGGGCAGGGAACAAUGCUAUUCUGGCAGAAUUUGGAACUAUGCAACUAGAGUUUCGAUGGUUAGAUGUGGUGGUCGGUACGCCGGAAACCGCCGAAAUGAGGAGGAAAGUAGAGCAUGUUUUUGAUAUUCUCCAUCAAAUGAGCCCCGCCAAUGGCUUGUAUCCAUACUACAUGAAGAAUCAGAAUGCUGGAACUCCCACCUUUGCCAACAAUCACCUAACAUUUGGUGCCAUGGCGGAUUCCUUCUAUGAGUACAUGCUCAAAGUAUGGAUUCAAGGUGGCAAGGUAGAACCCAUGUAUCGAGAAAUGUAUGACAAGGCUAUGCAAGGAAUGCAUGAUGAAUUACUGCAGGUUUCCGAACCAUCAGGCUUGACGUAUAUUGCCGACAAGGCAGGAUAUCAGUUGGAUCACAAACAGGACCACUUGGUGUGCUUCAUGGGAGGACUGCUUGCCUUGGGUGCCUACACGGAUCCGUUAGGUCUGGAUUCGGAUCGAGCGCAGCGUGACUUGAAGACGGGGAGAGCACUUACAUAUACAUGCUAUCAAACCUAUGCACGCAUGAGCACGGGUAUAUCUCCCGAGUAUGUUCAAUUCUACAAGGGUGACGACUUUAGAAUUGGAGCUGGUGCCCCUCAUUAUUUGCUUAGACCGGAGACAGUCGAGUCAUUUUUCAUCUUGAACCACCUCACAGGUGAUCCUAUUUACAGAGAGUGGGGAUGGGAGGUCUUUCAGUCCAUUGAAAAGUACUGCAAGACCGGCGUGGCCUAUGGAACACUGAAGGAUGUAUCCAAUACCAAUCUACAACCCAACGACAAGAUGGAAACAUUCUUCUUGGGAGAAACACUGAAAUACUUUUAUUUGCUGUUUGAUCCUGACACAGAAGUGGAUCUUUUGAACAAACACGUGUUGAACACAGAGGCUCAUCCGAUGCGGGUGUUUCCAAAGAUAAAAAACGCACCAUUUGAUAAUAAAUAGCCGAUGCUACGGUAUAGAGAUGAAUCCCAUCAAUUUGCAACUGACUCUACGUGUACUGCAAUGAUAUUACCGUAAUAGUCACGAUGAAGGAGAGGUCG